UGAAUCUAUAAAAAAUCAAAUAAAAUUUAUUUAUUUAUUUAAUUUAUUUAAUCAAAAACUUAGGAAUCAUAACAAGUUCUCAAACAAAAACAACGAAAGUAGUUGAUUGUUUUUCGUAAAUUUCAAGUUUUAAAUACCUCCCGCCUGCAGUAUUUUUUGGUGUGAACGGAAAAAUUAUGUAAUUGAAAAAGCUAUGCAUUCAGGAAAAGUACAAUUCAAACCAGUAAGCAGUAAAUCGCACCAACCCAUCGAGUGUCGCUUCUGUCGGACCACGGCGACCAAUGUAAGUGUGGAUCUGUUCCAGCAUGGCCUCGCUCAAAAGGCGGAGAAGUGCUUCUAUCUUUCGAUUGAUCCAACCGAUCCACUGCCCAAGAAGAUCUGCCACCAGUGUAAAGCUUCUCUCUGCGCAGCGUAUGCCUUUGGGGAGAAGGCCCGGCUUGUGGAGAAGGAACUGAAACUGAAAUACGGGGAAGCCACGGACGAGGAUUUCUUGAAUGUCGAAUACCUCCAGGACGAGGUCCCAUUUGAGUACCUAACGUACGAAUCGGAUCCGGUUGGAUUAGCACUGGAGAAACUGAAGGACACUGCAAUAGUUAUUAAGAAAGUUCCACCCAAAGAAGUUCCGAUUGAGCGAUUGCAGGAAUCGAAGCGAAUGGAUGGGAGUCCAGAUAGCGAUGAAGAUUGUGAUAAGGGAGAACCGGCAAGAAAGUACAGAAAAUUCGAGGGGGAAAUCGUUAUCAACCUGACUGGACCUGUGCCUUGCAUUUGCAUGUGCUGUUCAAAAACGUUUUCCUCCAAGGAAGAACUCUUGAAGCAUAAGGAUGUAUGCGGUGAGGACAGUUACAUUUGCCGAAAGUGCUGUACAAUUUGUGACAGCCUGGCGGCCCUGAAGAAGCACCAGCAGACGCACUACGAUUACAAGUACAAGCACAAAUGCCCAUCAUGCGAGCAAAUCUUCAGGAACACCUUCGCCUUGGACAAUCACCGAUCGAAGGAUCACGGCGAGGACAUUGAAGAGCGAGGAUAUGUUUACCGGUGCUGCGAUAAAGAGUUCCGCACCAGGAAAGCACUCCACGAGCAUGCCGAAAUACACGCAGAGCCACCGCUUGAAUGCGCCGUUUGUGGUAUCAAGUCCAAGAAUAAGCACACCCUGAGGCUGCACCUCCGGAUACACGAAGACUAUCGGCCGUACGUUUGCCAGGACUGCGGGAUGGCCUUCAGAAAGAAGAAUAUGCUUUUCCAACAUUCGCAAAUGCACGCUGGAGUGCAGCUUCUCAGGUGUGAUUACUGUCCGAAGCAGUUUGGUAAGAAGGAGUCGUUGAAGAACCACUGCCAGCGGUAUCACCCGAGUGAAUCGAUGGACUUUAAAGGCCUUAAACUGGGACAGACCCGGAAAAGGAUAGCGCAGGAUCAUUCGUACCAAGGUGAGGUCGGAAGGGAGGAAGAGGUCAAAACGGUUGAAUAAUGAAUGAUCGUCAAACAAAGUUUGAAUGUUUGAAAGUA
Messenger RNA from Aedes aegypti (yellow fever mosquito), 1503 nucleotides. RefSeq names its product zinc finger protein 567. Gene Ontology annotation, biological process: regulation of transcription by RNA polymerase II. The transcript has 2 exons. The record is from RefSeq and is a predicted model, not a curated record. Lineage: Eukaryota; Metazoa; Arthropoda; Insecta; Diptera; Culicidae. Gene Ontology annotation, molecular function: RNA polymerase II cis-regulatory region sequence-specific DNA binding; zinc ion binding; DNA-binding transcription factor activity. The coding region runs from base 194 to 1465 and encodes 423 amino acids. Gene Ontology annotation, cellular component: nucleus.